This is a messenger RNA of Sardina pilchardus (European sardine), 5115 nucleotides long. RefSeq names its product vitellogenin-like. The transcript has 34 exons. Gene Ontology annotation, biological process: response to estradiol; cellular response to estrogen stimulus; lipid transport. Bases 13 to 4995 code for a protein of 1660 amino acids. Lineage: Eukaryota; Metazoa; Chordata; Actinopteri; Clupeiformes; Clupeidae. Gene Ontology annotation, molecular function: lipid carrier activity. The record is from RefSeq and is a predicted model, not a curated record.
CCACCACCGACAAUGAGAGUGGUUGUGCUUGCACUGACUCUAGCCCUUGUGGCGAGUCAACAUGUUAAUCUUGCUCCCGAGUUUGCUGCCUCUAAGACCUACGUGUACAAGUAUGAGGCGCUGCUUCUGGGAGGACUUCCUGUGGAAGGUGUGGCGAGAGCAGGAAUGAAAGUCAUCAGCAAGAUUCUCAUCAGCGCCGUGGCUCCGAACACCUACCUGCUGAAGCUUGCAGAUCCUGAGAUCUUUGAGUACAGCGGUGUCUGGCCAAAGGACCCCUUCGUCCCAGCCACCAAGCUCACCUCAGCACUGGCCUCUCAGCUUCUGAUUCCCAUCAAGUUUGAGUACGCUAAUGGUGUGGUUGGCAAGGUGUUCGCCCCUGUGGGAGUCUCUGCUACAGUUCUGAAUGUCCACAGAGGUAUCCUCAAUAUUCUUCAACUCAACCUCAAGAAGACCCAGAACGUCUAUGAGCUGCAAGAGGCUGGAGCCCAGGGAGUGUGCAAGACCCACUACGUCAUCAGUGAGGAUGUCAAGGCCGAGCGCAUCGUCGUCACCAAGUCCAAGGAUCUCACCAACUGCCAAGAGAGGAUCAUCAAGGAUUUGGGCCUGGCUUACUUGGAAACACUGGAAGCCAAGAGCCUGUCUGGAGCCGCAACCUACAGCUACAUCAUGAAACCAAGCGCCACUGGUGCCCUGAUCACUGAGGCCACAGUGAGGGAGCUCCAUCAGGUCACACCUGUUGCUGAGAUGGGAGGAGUUGCACAGAUGGAGGCCAAGCAAAGCUUGACCUUCCUGGAGAUUGAGAAGACCCCUAUUGUGCCCAUCCACGCAGACUAUGUGGCCCGCGGAUCUCUGUUCUAUGAGUUCGCCACAGAAAUCCUUCAGUCUCCAAUUCAGCUCCUGAAGAUCAGCAAUGCACAGGCUCAGAUUGUGGAGAUUCUGCACAAUCUUGUGGCCAACAACGUGGCCAAGGUCCAUGAGGAUGCUCCUCUGAAGUUCAUCCAGCUGAUCCAGGUCAUGCGCGUGGCCAGCGUGGAGAACAUCUAUGCCAUCUGGACGCAGUUCAAGGCCAGGCCAGAAUACAGACGUUGGAUUCUGGACACCAUUCCCGUUGUUGGAACGCCAGCUGCUCUGCAGUUCAUCAAGGAGAAGUUCCUGGCUGAAGACAUCAGCAUUCCCGAAACUGCCCAGAUUCUUCUGGCCGCUGUGCAUAUGGUUCCCGCUGAUCUGGAGGUCAUCAGACUGGUCAAUAUCCUGGCCCUGCACCACAAGCUCCAGGCCAACCCUGUUCUGCGUGAGAUUGCCAUGCUGGGAUACGGUACCAUGAUCUCCAAGUACUGCGCAGCAGUCCCUACUUGCCCAGCUGAACUCCUGAGGCCCAUCCAUGAGCUGGCAGCUGAGGCUAUUGCUAAGGCUGAUAUCGCUGACAUCACCCUGCUAAUCAAAGUUCUCGGUAAUGCUGGUCAUCCCGCCAGUCUUAAGCCAAUCAUGAAGAUCCUCCCUGGGUUUGGUUCUGCAGCUGCCGCUCUCCCCAUGAGAGUGCAAGUCGACGCCAUCUUGGCUCUCAGAAACAUCGCUAAAAGGGAACCCAGAUUGAUCCAGCCCGUGGCGCUGCAGCUGUUCAUGGACAAGGCCCUGCACCCUGAGCUGCGUAUGGUGUCCGCGGUGGUUCUGUUCGAGACCAAGCCCACCGUGGCACUGGUGUCCACUAUCGCCAGCGUUCUGAAGAAGGAGACCAGCAUGCAGAUCGUCAGCUUUGUGUAUUCCUACAUCAGAUCCCUCACCAGGAGCACGGUCCCAGACUACGCCUCAGUUGCUGCUGCCAGCAACGUUGCUAUCAAGAUCUUGAGCCCCAAGCUGGACAGACUGAGCUAUCGUUUCAGCAAAGCCAUCCACCUUGACAUCUACAGAAGUCCUGUGAUGGCUGGUGCUGCUGGCACUGCGUUCAUCAUCAACGAUGGCGCCACCAUCCUGCCCAGAGCGGUAGUGGCCAAAGCUCGUGCCUAUCUUGCUGGAGCUGCUGCUGAUGUUCUUGAGUUUGGAGUGAGAACUGAGGGAAUUCAGGAGGCCCUUCUGAAGACUCAUGUGCUGGAGGAUCUGGAGGACGACAGGAUCACCAAGAUGAAGCGCGUCAUGAAGGCGAUUGCUGAAUGGAAGGCCUUGCCAACUAGCCAGCCACUCGCAUCUGUCUACGUGAAAUUCUUUGGACAGGAGAUUGCUUUUGCCAACAUUGACAAGGAUAUUGUUAAUCAAGCAGUUCAGCUAGCCACCAGUGCCGAUGCCAAGACCCUGCUGAAGGAUGCCCUGCGGGCCCUGCAGACAGGAAUCAGCGCUCAGGCCGCAAAGCCUCUUCUGGCUGCUGAGAUCCGCCGCAUCUUCCCCACGGCUCUCGGUGUGCCCAUGGAGAUCAGCCUCUACUCCGCUGCCGUCGCUGCUGCCACCAUCAAGGUGAAAGCAACAAUUACCCCUCCUCUUUCUGAACCUCUCACUGCUGCCGAGCUGCUGAAAACAGACAUUCAGUUGGAAGCUGAGGCCACUCCAAGCAUCACCAUGCACACCUUUGCUGUGAUGGGAGUCAACACGGCCUUCCUGCAGGCUGCCAUCAUGGCCAGAGCCAAGGCUCUCACCGUGCUGCCUGCCAAGCUUGCUGCAAGAGCAGACAUUCCCAAACUGAACUUCAAGAUCGAAGCUCUCCCUGUUGUGACACCUGAGCACAUCGCAGACAUUAGUGUGGAGACCCUGGCUAUUGCCCGUAACAUUGAGGACCUUGCAGCUGAGAGGAUUACUCCAAUGGUGCCUAUUAUUGCUGCACAGCGUAUGUCUGCCGAGAGAGUGGCAUCUAUGUCUCGUAGUCUGUCCCAGUCCCAGUCCCAGUCCGCUGAGAUCAUCUACUCUGAGGCAUCAUCUGAACUGCUGAAAGCAAACACACCAAUCCACAAGACCAUCUGUGUCCCUGCUGCUCUCCUGGGAGUUAAGGGAUGUUUCGAGUUCUCCUCCAGCAAUGGUGCCCUCAUCAAGAACAUUCCCGUGCUCAACCUAAUUGGGCAACACGCAGUUCGUGUUGCUGUGAAACCAGUUGAUGGCACAGUCAUUGAAAGACUGGAGGUUGAAGUGCAAGUUGGACCCAAGGCUGCAGAAAGGCUUCUGAAGGAAAUCAACAUAAUCGACGAGCAGACGACCGAGGGCAGAACCAUUGUGUCUAAGCUGAGGAAGAUCCUUGAGCCCGCUCUGAGGAACAGCUCCAGCAGCUCCAGCAGCUCCAGCCGUAGAUCCUCCAGCUCCUCCAGCUCUUCCUCACGCGUCAACAGCAAGAUGGCCGCCAGCUCCUCCAGCAGCUCCAGCAGCCUGUUCAGCUCCAGCAUGUUUGGUCUCAGCAGCCUGUUGAGCUCCUCCUCCUCCUCCAGCUCAAGCUCCAGCUCAUCCAGCUCCCGCAUGUCAAAGGCUUCAUUCAAGGAAUACCCAUUCAAGAAAUUCCACAAGAACCAGCACUUGGUCUCUCAAGGAAUCUCCGCUCAGAAGCUCAGAAGCAGUGGAAGCAGCGCAUCCAGCUUUGAAGCCAUUUACCAACAAAACAAGUUCCUCGGUAACGCCGUCGCUCCUAUUGUGGUGGUCCUGUUCCGCGCCGUGAGAGCUGACCAGAAGCUGCUGGGCUACCAGGCUGCCGCCUAUCUGGACAAGGCCAACUACAGACUGCAGACCAUCAUCUCCGCUCUGGCUGAGACUGACAACUGGAAGAUGUGUGCUGACGGUGUUCUUCUCAGCAAGCACAAAGUCAUGGGUAAGGUUGCGUGGGGAGCAGAGUGCCAGGAGUAUGCUACUAUCUUGAAGGCAGAAGCUGGUCUUCUUGGUGCAAGCCCUGCAGCCCGUCUGGAGCUGGAAUGGGUGAAGAUCCCUAAAAUUGUCACCACCUAUGCAACCAGGCUGGCUAAGUACAUCCCAGGUGCUGCUCUGAUGGCUGGAAUCACUGUCAACAAAGCCAAGAACAGUGAGAAGGAACUGGAACUGACUGUUGCCAUCCCUACUGAAAGGACAGUCAAUGUGAUCGUGAAACUGCCAACGAUGACUCUCUCCAAACUGGCCCUGCCUCUGCCCAUUGCUCUGCCUAUUGGAGCUGAUGCCAUGAUAGCCAAUCCCGAGGAGAACAUCCUUGAGCAGCUGCACUUCCUGUAUUCCAAGGCCACCGCUGCCCAGUGUAGUUUGGUCCAGAAGAAACUGACCACAUUCAACAACAGGAAAUACACAAUUGAGAUGCCCCUCUCCUGCUACCAAGUGCUGGCACAGGACUGCACCCCAGAGCUUAAGUUCAUGGUGUUGCUCAAGAAGGACCAGCUUACCCAGCAGAACCACAUCAAUGUGAAGAUUGCUGAUAUGGAUGUUGACCUGUACCCAACUGGCAGCGAUGUGCUGGUGAAGGUUAACGGUGUUGAGGUUCCCAUUUCCAACCUUCCCUACCAACAUCCCUCAGUCCCAAUCCAGAUCAGACAGAAAGCUCAGGGCCUGUCACUGCAUGCUCCUCGCCUGGGUCUUCAGGAGGUUUACUUCGCCAAGGACACAUGGAGGGUCAACGUUGUGGACUGGAUGAAGGGCCAGACUUGUGGUCUCUGCGGUAAAGCCGAUGGAGAGACCAGACAGGAGUACUCCACUCCCAGCGGUGUCCAGACAGAGAACUCCGUCAGCUUCGCCCAUUCCUGGACCCUUCCAGCUGAGAACUGCCGUGACAGCACUCAGUGCCGUCUGCAGCGUGAAUCUGUGAAGCUGGAGAAACAGAUGGUUGUGAAUGGCCAGGAUUCUACAUGCUACUCUGUUGAACCAGUGCUUCAGUGUCUGCCCGGGUGCCUCCCAGUGAAGACCAUGCCUGUCACUGUUGGAUUCCACUGCUCUCCCUCUGUCCCCAUCAUCCGCUCUGUGGAUCUUAGCAACAUCUCUCAGAAGAGUGUGGAUCUGAUGGAGACUGCAGAAGCCCAUAUGGAAUGCCAGUGCAAUGCAGAGUGUGCAUAGAUUGUUUUAAAUUCCAGUCCAUGUAUUUAUCAAUUAGAUCUAUCUGUCCCUGUUGUGAUUCUAAACCCCAUGUAUGCAGUCAAUGCAAGUUCUGAAAUAAAUAAACAUUGAGCACAUAAA